GUUAUAGAAAUCAUAGUAAUUCAAAAGCUACAAUGGAUUUGUACCCAACUUCUUAUUAAUGGUAGUUAAUGUGCUGCAUGUUCACUUCUGUGCAUUGUUCCUACAUGAUGAUGACACCAAAAAUGUGCCUGUGGCUGGAAAAACCUGAUGGCUAUCGCAUGACUCAAAUUCCCAAUGACCUUUGGGUUCAUCUACAAUCGUAGCUAAAAUAUGCCCAUUGCAGAAGACAAAAUCGGCAAAUUGAAGAGAGGAUGUAAAGGGAAAACAAAUGACUGUAUGCUACACCAGGAUGGAAAAUUUGAUUGCUCAGCUGGAAUUUCCCAAAAAUACUAGAAAAAAUUAUCAUCUUAUUCAGAACACAUGGAAAAUGGGCAGACAUCAUACUUCAAAAUGUUGAAAAAGUUCCCUAACAAAACGCACAUCGCGUUUGCCCAUUAUAUAAACAACACGGUUGAUCUCGUAUGAUCGAAAAAAAAAAUACGAAAACCAAAGACAGUCGUAGUGCAAUACCACCAACUGGACAAGCAAUAAUCUGUGAUUUGGAUUGAACUCAGAUUUCCAUAGCGGAUACGGUUUCAGGAUCAAAGGUUUUUUCAACAUUACAGUGAUGUAAACUGUAAAUACGCCUACAACGCGUUCGUCAAUUCUCAACCGUUUUGUGGCGACCAGUAUCUGAAUAGUUUUAAUUGUGAAGACUUAUCUCGUUACCCAAUGGAAGAGCGAUUUUCACCAGAAAAUUUUGAUCCAUCAAUUCAAUCUUCAUUGAUCAUCAAUAAUGAUUCACCAAUAUUUGGCUGCGUUUCGUGGAACGAAAAAUACCAUGUACCUGACGGACAAUGUUACGAAGUGAUGACAAAAGGACCGUGCAAAAACAACCAACUCUUUUAUGCAGACCCUGAAGUUGAAAAUGAUGGAAUCUGUGAUUGUGAUAGCAGUCUGUUGCUGUAUUCAGUUGAAACUCAAGAAUGUUAUCAACAAAACACCCAGGGACCCUGUAAAAAUGGAGAAUGGUUUGCAUUACCCGAUGGAAUGACUGUGCCGAUUUGCCAGCCACUUCCUGACGGAUGUUUGGCCAACGGCUUCUACGUUUUCUGGAGUGCUGAUUAUGAAGGAUCAACGGAAACGAGUGACAAUCAAUGUUGGGAGUUAGGGACGCAAGGUCCUUGCCCUCAAGGGGAAACGUUGGAGCGUUACAUCACAAAUCACAUCGGAUGUCAACCAAGUGUUUUAAAUAGGGUUCCUAGACCUCAUAAUGCCUUAGACAAUUUGAUUACCAAUGAGGAUCCGCAGGAUGAAAAAGCCGAUCGUAGAUCUGCAGGCAGAUCGGUUGCAGUAGCUGGGUUAAGACCUUGCGGUCCCGGAAGCCGCCGAUCCCAGAAUGGAAAAUGUCGAGUGAAUUUAAGUCAAGGAUAAUACCACUUUUCGAAAUUCAAAACUGCCCACUUUGUGAGUCCGUCCGGAGCUAAUAUUUAGAUCAUUCCACGAGUGCUUUUUUAUUAAUAAUCCAACAAAUGGAAAAGAGUCAAAUGCUACUAUCCAACUGUAACGACUAGACAUCGUAUUUGUCGUGGUUUUCGUUUAGGUAUUUGGGUAAUUGUAAACAAAUUCCGUGAAGUUGAGCAGUAGUUUUCCUUUAACUGCAUUACAGGCUUGUACUAUUUUGCUUGUAUAGUGAUUCUGUGUCGGCCUAAAUCCGAUAAAAAAAUCAAAUGAACUACACCAA
Daphnia carinata is the source of this 1723-nucleotide messenger RNA. RefSeq lists its product as uncharacterized. NCBI's taxonomy places the organism in Eukaryota, Metazoa, Arthropoda, Branchiopoda, Diplostraca, Daphniidae. The transcript has 7 exons. The record is from RefSeq and is a predicted model, not a curated record. The coding region runs from base 712 to 1413 and encodes 233 amino acids.